UUUUUCCACGAUCAGCACUUCAGUGGCUCUUUCUUGAUUAGGUUUAUGCGCCUCGUUCUGUCACACGAUGUCUCGGAUCUGACCUGUGAUCACACUGACGCGCGAUGGCUCCUUUCGGGAAAAACUUUCUGAAGGCGCGUUUGAAGAACAGGUCUAAGCCUGUAGAGGAAACACCAGGCAAGGAAAUCCAGGUGCUUGUGUGUCGAGAAGAAAAAGUAAUCUGUGGCGUGACCAAGCACACAACUUGCGCAGAUGUAGUCAAGGCUUUAUUGGAGGACCACCAGACUUUACCAGAGAGUAAGAGGCUAUUACAUGGGGAACCUAAAGACUUCUGCAUCCUGGAACGGUGGAAGGGCUUUGAGAGAGCACUGCCACCUCUCACUCGAAUUCUUCGGCUAUGGAAUGCUUGGGGUGAUGAGAGACCUUUCAUACGGUUUGUCCUCAUGAAGGUCAGUGAUUUUGUGCCAUCAUCCAAAGCAGCCAAAAGAGUCUCAAAGUCUAGGGGAGCAAAGUCCAAAAGAUGGGACCAAGGACCUGCACAGUACGCCAAGACUGUAUCUGCGGAGAAGCAGAAGCGCAUGGUGAGGAAGGCCUUCCGCAAAUUGGAGAAGAUCCAGAAAGCAGAGACAUCAGAGGGAUCCGAAGAGAUCAGUAAACUGGUGCAGUUGAUCAUCUCACAAGAUCAGACCAUCCGGCAGCAGUUUCACCAGAUGCGUGAGAUAGACUUGGAGAUUGAACAUGCAGGGAAAGGACUGAGGAACAGCCCCACACCUCGCUCCAGCAUCACAGAAAGUGAUGGUGGCCAGUCGUUGUCCCAAUAUGAGGGUCAGCUUCAGGAGUACCUGCACACCAGUGAUGGACUCGAGCAACUAGAACUACAUGUCUGCAGGCACCAAGAACUCAUUGAUCAGCUCUCUCGAGAUAUUGACCUGGAGCUGAGGAACUGGACUUCAGAUUUAGAGGACUUGAAAGGAGCAGCAGCUGCAAGUCCAGAACUAGAGCUAGAAGCUAACCUCUCAUUGUCCACCUCAGAUCUCUUAGAGCUGGAGAGCUUACGCAGUGAACUUGAGUCAAGCAUGAGAGCUGGGCUUUCCCUUCAUGCCCAAACUCAGGAAAUCGAGAAGGAACUACAGCGGAACAAAACAGACCUGCAGUCCCAGAACCAAGAAUACCAGCAUCUGGUUGCUCAACUCAAUGCACUUGAGCUGGGGGCCUGUCCGGACCAGCCUAGCCCUGUAUCUCUGAAGACCCAGAUCAGGGCCACUGUCUCUCAGCAGACAGCAGGCAAGGUCAGACUGAAAGGCUCUCCUACAGAUGCGACAGACACGGACUCAGACACUGGUAUAAGCUCUACUCACAGUCAGGACUCGCUGUCUCCCUGUGUGGACAGGUCACUUCCACUGGACACUGACGUUUAAAUUCAGGAUUGUCCAAUUGUGUUUUUAAGACUUAUUUAAUGACCCCCAACUAGGAAACACACUGUAACACACUUUCUACCCCAAAAACUGGCAUCAUUUACUCAGCAUUAUGUCAUUCCAAACAGAAGUUAACCACUGAUUUCCACUGAAAGUGACAUGGCAUGCAGCCAAGUAUGGUGACCCAUACUCAGAAUUCAUGCUCUGCAUUUAACCCAUCCAAAGUGCACACACACAGCAGUGAACACACACCUGAAAGAGUGUGCAGCCAUUAUGCUGUGACACCCAGGGAGCAAUUAAGGGUUCAGUGCCUUGCUCAAAGGCACCUCAGUCAUGGUAUUGGCGUCCCGAGACUUGAACCCACAACCUUAAGGUUAGGAGUCAAAUGCUCUAACCAUUAGGCCAAGACUUCCCCACCGUAUGGACAAAACACAUUGAGACAUUUCUCAAAAUAUCUUCAUAGAAGAAAGAAAGACAUAUGGUUUUGGAACAAUAUGAGGGGGCAGUAAAUUAUGGCAAUUUUAUUUAUUUUUAUGGUUGAACUACCCCUUUAAACUAAUUUGUGCGGUUGCAGUUAUACUAUAUAGAUAUUGAUGCAUAAAUGAACUGUGUGAGUUUAUGAUUAUCAUCUUUAGUUUUUUUUCUCUUUAUUAGAAUUCAUAUGCAUGUAAAUUAUGUAAAAUAACUUUUAAAAACUUUGUCAAUAAGCUGAAAAUUUUUUUAAAAUUACCCCUCUGAUAUUGUUUAUUUUAAAUCCUGCUGAUAUUUAUUAAGCCCAUAUUUUACACAAUUUGAAAUAUUUUUGUUCACCUAAAUACAAAGUUUAGUUUAUAUAUAUAUAUAUAUAUAUAUAUUAUAAGAAUAUAUUGUCAGUCCCAUUUUAAAAGAUUUUUUUUUAAAUGAAUUAAAAUAUUUUAAUGUAAUCUGUAAAUAUCAAUAGCACUAUACAAUGUUUAUAACUAUAUGAACAAGGUAUGAAAGAACAUCAAAUUGUUUUACAUUAAAACAAACUAUGGACUUUUUAUAUAAGCUUUACUUUUUGAACCUGUUUCUGUUUUAAAAUGUACAGUAUGAACAGGAAACUGCACAAAUGACUAAAUACAGAGAUACAUUUUAACACCUAUGCAUAAAUUAUUUUUUUCUUUAAAAUGUUUUGAACUAAAUUCAAAUUCAUUUGCAGCUUGGAGCCUUUUUAGCAUACAGUAGCAAUUUCCCAUCCCAUGCUUUUGCAAUGUAAGAUGUGUUAUCAACUAUAGUUUGUAGACUGUGACUCAUGUUCCCUUCACAGCUAAAGUGGGUUGCGACAGCACUCUGCUAAAGAAUCCAUUCUGACACUAAUACAAACACAAGCUAAGAAUAUUUGAAUUCUAAUGGGAAAACCUUUGUACAUUUCUCCAGUCAUUGCCAGUAAAGAGACAUUCGAGCCCUUUUGCUUCAAGUAAUUGCCUCAUCCUUUCUUUAAAACCAGCGAACAGCAGAGACUAGCAGUCCUAUUAGACUGCGGUCUCAUUGCUUCAUUGAAUUAAUGUAGGGGCUUUAAUGCCAAGUUCCUGAAGGGUAACAACGUGUUAACGCCGUUGUCAUUCAGCGUGACUCAUAACAAAUGGGAUUUUAAAGAAGGCUCCAUUUUGUAAUGCAAAACAAAUGGGUUUUAAAAACUUGCAUUAUGCAGCAGGCCUUGAUAUUCAAAGGGUGUUAAUGAAGCCUUGCUUCAUUUGCUCCUUCAGAGUGCCGGCUUCGCACUGAGAUAAUAACCAAAUUCCCCUUCAUUGGCUCUGAUCCCACACAGCACCCCCUGCAGGGUGUUGCCAAUACAAAGUCCGAAGGCUCUUUAAUGUCUCCACUGUGAGCGUCGUGACUUGUUUACCUCCACUGUCAGUUCAGGAGGAUCCAGAGAGCUGCCAGGACUCCGUCGUGGCCGUAAUUUCCUGUGUGAAAACGGCAAUUACUUGACUUUUAUCUCUGCUUUAAGUAGUAUUUCCAGCACUAACAAUUACACCGGCCAGUUCUUGUAAACAGUCCUUUAAGAUUGUGUCAGGACAGCUCCCUCAUGUUGAACUUUCAGUUACGAAGACUUGUGCAUCCUCACAGGCAGGAAAAACAGAACAUACUAAAAGUGAAGUGGUAUAAAAAGGGAUGAGGAAUGGACUUUUGCAUGGCAAGUAAUUUUAUCCCCAAGGCCAUCGUGUAACAAGACACUUGUAUUUUCCUUCACUAGAUCAAGGAACCCGUCUUUGCCUAACUUUUUACAUUUCAUAAAAACGAUAUAGGUUUUGAUCUAACAAGUGAUUGAAUUGUCUCAAGACAAAAUAAUCCUGUCGCCUGCAUGCUACAAUCUUCAAAAACAACAGUCACCUUAAGUUAUCUUAUCUUUUCAGUUUACCUGAAAGGGCUUCUUUUUUUUUUUUUUUACUUUAACUAGUGAUUUGUAUGAUAAUGUUUCUCUCAUACAGUACAUACCAAUAAGUUUUGAACUUGUUCCAAAAAGCAAAUAAACUAAUUUUAGGAUCUCUUUUA
This is a messenger RNA of Carassius gibelio (silver crucian carp), 3932 nucleotides long. It is a transcript of the gene rassf9, whose product is annotated as Ras association domain family member 9. The transcript has 2 exons. Gene Ontology annotation, biological process: signal transduction. The coding region runs from base 105 to 1418 and encodes 437 amino acids. NCBI's taxonomy places the organism in Eukaryota, Metazoa, Chordata, Actinopteri, Cypriniformes, Cyprinidae. The record is from RefSeq and is a predicted model, not a curated record.